AUGGCGUCUGCGCCGACCCUUCAGCGCAUCCGCGCCCCUCUGCAGCGGGCUGCUGGCGCAUCUUUUACUGCGGCGAGGACCUACGCCACCGUACCAGACACCCCAUCGCCAGCCACUGCCAACCCGGCCACCACUCCUGCGAGACGCCCGACCUACUUCAAAAACACGACCGUGGCUUCGCUCGACGACUUUAUUGCCUCGCGCGACUCUGCCCUGCCCGCCACCGAAGCCUACACCCUGCGCACCGCCGAAGUCGGCCCCGCCUCAAACAGGAGGACCAUUACACGUCUGCCCGAGUGGCUCAAGACGCCCAUUCCCGCUGGCAACCAGAACUACAAGAAGAUCAAGUCGGACCUGCGUGGACUCGGCCUGCACACCGUCUGCGAGGAGGCCCGGUGUCCCAACAUCUCCGACUGCUGGGGUGGCGACAACAAGAAUGCGGCCACGGCCACCAUCAUGCUCAUGGGCGACACGUGCACACGCGGAUGCCGCUUCUGCAGUGUAAAGACGAACCGAAAGCCGGCGCCGCUCGACCCGCACGAGCCCGAACACACCGCCGAGGCAUUGGCCCGAUGGGGACUGGGAUACGUCGUGCUCACGAGCGUCGACCGUGACGAUUUGGCCGACGGUGGUGCUCGCCACUUUGCCGAGACCAUUAGCAAGAUCAAGCAAAAGAAGCCCGGCCUGCUCGUAGAGGCCCUGACGGGAGAUUUCCGAGGUGACCUGGACAUGGUCAAGAUUGUCGCCGACAGUGGCCUGGAUGUCUAUGCACACAAUGUCGAGACCGUCGAGGGUCUUACCCCCUACGUGCGUGAUCGGCGAGCAACUUUCAGGCAGAGUCUCAAGGUCCUCAACCACGUCAAGGAUGUGAGAGGCGACGAGGGCAUCAUUACAAAGACUAGUAUAAUGCUGGGACUGGGCGAGCAGGAGGAAGAGGUUACGGAUGCAUUGAGGGAGCUGCGCAAGGCACGCGUCGAUGUGGUCACCUUUGGUCAGUACAUGCGACCCACAAAGCGCCACCUCAAGGUGGAAAAGUACGUGACGCCAGACGAAUUUGAAAUGUGGCGCCAGCGCGCCCUCGACAUGGGCUUCCUCUACGUUGCUAGUGGACCUCUGGUACGGAGCAGUUACAAGGCUGGUGAGGCGUUUAUCGAAAACGUUCUCAAGAAGCGUGCUGGAGAAAAGGUGGCUACUGCUGCAGAGAGCAAGUUGGGUGAGACAGUGGUCAUUGAGCCGCAACUUUAA
This is a messenger RNA of Pestalotiopsis fici W106-1, 1245 nucleotides long. RefSeq names its product Lipoyl synthase. Gene Ontology annotation, cellular component: mitochondrion. The transcript has a single exon. Gene Ontology annotation, molecular function: 4 iron, 4 sulfur cluster binding; lipoate synthase activity. The coding region runs from base 1 to 1245 and encodes 414 amino acids. The record is from RefSeq and is a predicted model, not a curated record. NCBI's taxonomy places the organism in Eukaryota, Fungi, Ascomycota, Sordariomycetes, Amphisphaeriales, Sporocadaceae. Gene Ontology annotation, biological process: lipoate biosynthetic process.